Daktulosphaira vitifoliae (grape phylloxera) is the source of this 858-nucleotide messenger RNA. RefSeq lists its product as uncharacterized. Lineage: Eukaryota; Metazoa; Arthropoda; Insecta; Hemiptera; Phylloxeridae. Bases 1 to 858 code for a protein of 285 amino acids. The record is from RefSeq and is a predicted model, not a curated record. The transcript has a single exon. Gene Ontology annotation, molecular function: protein dimerization activity.
AUGCAAAAGUUAGAAACAUCAUUUAUGAUGAUUUUUUGGAAUCAUAUAUUAGAACGAUUUAAUGUAUCUAAUAAACAAUUACAAUGUGUUGAAAUUGGAAAUGAUAAAGUUUCUCAGAUUUAUACAUCACUAAUUAAUCUAGUUCAAAAAACCCGAGAUAAUUUUGAUGAAUAUGAAACUAGAGCAAAAAAAAUAUCAAAGACUACCGAGUACAAUUUUGGUAUAUCUCGACAAAAAAAAAAAAAAUUACACUUCGAUGAAAAAACUGAGCAACCAACCGAGUUAAUUGGUAGGGAUAAAUUUCGAGUUGAAACAUUUUACGUAAUUAUUGAUAAGAUGACAAAUGAACUUAAGAAAAGACAACAGGCCUUCAAAGCGUUUUGUGAUAUAUUUGAAGUACUACUAAAAAUUACAUCUUUAAAUUCUUUGGAAAUAGUUAAGUUUGCUGAGAAAUUGCAAAAAAUGUACCCGAAUGAUUUAGACAAUACUUUUUCGUCAGAAUGCUUACAUUUACAAUCUUAUUUAUUGAAUAGUGAUAUCGAUAUUGACGUAAAUAAUUUAACUCCUAUCACACUGUGCCAGUAUUUAAGAGAAAAAAGUUUACACAUUGAAAUAUUUCCAAAUAUUGACACAGCAUUAAGGAUUUUUGUGAGUGUACCAGUGUCCAAUUGUACUACCGAGAGAUCGUUUUCAUGCCUCAAACGCGUAAAAAACUAUUUAAGGUCCACCCAAACUGAUGACAAGUUGAAUAAUUUAGCAUUAUUUUCGAUAGAGAAUGAAAUGCUAAGCGAAUUGAAUUGUGAAGAUUUAAUAGACACAUUUGCAAGAACCAAAUGUCGACGUAAACCGAUCGUAUAA